UAUACAUGUGAAGACGAGACCCCAUAAGGAUCACUGUCAGUAUAUAAGAAGACAAAUUCGCUUGCUCGCGACAAAAGGUGUCGGACUGCUCAAGUGAAUCCAUCAAAAGAAGUGUUCAAAAACUUUAAGAAAAAAAUUAGUAUAUCAUGGCGCUAAGUCAUAAAAUCAUCCUUUUCUUCAUCCUCACCACUGCGCACCUGGCAAAAACGGAACGAUAUGAUUUGAGGAAAAAUGAUGAAAAAACCGAAACAUUUCAGAAAAAUCUCAGAAAAGAUCCAUUUACUGUGGGUCCGUCUGUUGGACCCGUUUCAUCUACACGCAAACCUACAUAUUCGAAUACUCCGAUUCAACCACCAAGAUAUUCCUAUCCUUCCGACCUUUCAUUUAGAUUUUCUGACGUCGGUCUUCAAAGAAUUGGUCGGGAUUUCAUUAAAAGCGAUAGCAUCAUCAGCCUCAGUCUGGACAAUAAUAACAUAAGCGACGUUUCGCCGUUUGCCUUCCGCAGCAUGCAAAAUCUACGACAUUUGAACUUGUCCGGGAACAGGAUCCCGAAGGAGAAGCUGCUAUCGUUGACCGGAAACAACAAUUUGCAGACUCUGAUCAUUAAUAACAACAAUGAUACUUUCGAUUGCAAUGAUAAUUCCAAUGUAAAGAAAAUCCUGAAGGAAUCCGAGACCUUCCAGAGUCUGGAGCAUCUGCAUUUGUGUAACAAUCAACUACGAGAUAUUGAGAUGCCUUUUUAUAUAGCAAUGCCUAUCCUGACUCAUUUGCAUUUGGGCAAUAACAGCAUCAGUUCUAGCAGUGCUGUCUUCGACAAUAUUCCGGCGUCAUUGACUCAUCUUAAUCUGGACAAAAAUCUAAUCGAUCAUGUUGAAAAGGAUAAACUCAGGUAUCUGAAGGAGCUCGUUAUGAAUGACAAUAAGAUCACCCAAGUAUGUUUCGAGGAGUGUCAGGAAAACUCCAUAUCCCUGAGAGGCGCUAUCAGAAUGGAAAGUCUAUUUUUAUCGAGGAAUCAGAUCUCAGAAGUGUCGCCCGAUGCCUUCAACGAUAUGGAGCACUUGUUGAACCUGGAUCUGUCGGGCAAUAAGAUCGCUGAUUUGGCAAAAGAUACUUUUAACAAUACCGUCUGGAUAAUUAAUCUUUCUCUGGCUCAUAACAUUCUCGCCACGAUACCGAAUGUUUGUUCGAUGCUGAACUUGAAGAAUCUAAAUUUAACUGCAAACCGUAUCAAUGCGAUUCCUUCCGACACGUUUUGCCAUUUGCAAAGACUGGAACAUUUGUAUUUGUCGAACAACAUGAUAACAACCAUCGAGACUCGGGCCUUCAAUCUCCAAAGUCUAACGUAUUUGGACCUUUCCGGAAAUCAACUCAGGCAACUUCCGGCGCAAUGGAUAUUCCCGUGGCAGAUUCAGGAAUUGCAUCUCGAACGAAAUUACUUUACCGAGCUGGACAACUUAUCAUUGACAAACAUCAAGUCGCUGAGGAACGUUUAUCUUGAUGAAAAUCCCAUGCCAAAACUGAAUGCGGGAUCUUUCCAAUCGCUCCCGGGACAUACGACAUUGCAUUUGAAGAAUAUACGCGUCAAUGAGACGCAGAUCAAAUGCGUACAGGAUAAUGACGAUGACGAUGCCGAUGACGAUAAUAAUAGUGGAUAUUCGUAUAAUUAAUCACAAAAAAUAUGAGCUUAUUCAUUAAGAGUUUGGCUUUUGAUAAUUUAAAGCAGAACAUGUUCUUUUUGAUAUUAUUGUUAGUGCUGCAUUUUUUAUUGUUUCUUUUUUAGAUUUUAUUCUGAAACAGUUUUCAUACAAAAUACGCUAAAUAAGAAAGGCUAGAAUAAUGAUGCAUUUUUUUCGGCUAAUGUAUUGAUGGAAGCACAUUUUCUUGCGUAGUAUCGAUUUUUUAAUUUUUGACUGUUCAAUUUAAAUGUUAUUCUUAAAAACAUAUUUUAUACAAAAUUAAAA
This is a messenger RNA of Formica exsecta, 1961 nucleotides long. RefSeq names its product leucine-rich repeat-containing protein 15-like. Gene Ontology annotation, molecular function: protein binding. The transcript is spliced from 3 exons. NCBI's taxonomy places the organism in Eukaryota, Metazoa, Arthropoda, Insecta, Hymenoptera, Formicidae. Bases 147 to 1667 code for a protein of 506 amino acids. The record is from RefSeq and is a predicted model, not a curated record.